AUGGAGCCCAUUUUCGAUAGCAUCGCAUACGAUCGAUUGGCCAAGUCUUACCUACUAAAGAUGAACCGAGCUCUCUCAGUGGCGAACGGGGACGGAUUUCGGGCCCAGGACCCAGUCACGGAGAUCCUCCUCCUGGAAGGCUAUCAGAGGCCAGUAGCACCGAAGAAAAUGUCCCUUCCAGUCCCGAAAAUAUCCAAAUCCAAGGAAGGAUUUAACUCUGAAGCCAAUAUAUUCCUUGGGUUUACAAUUCCUCUCGAACUGGCCCAUGAAAUACUUCGAUUCCUGGAUCUGAGGUCAAUAGGAAUGAUGCUCCUAGUCAACAGCAAGACCAAGGAGCAGGUGGAAACCAUGCUGGAUUACCCCGUCCUCAAAACCCAUGCGCACGAGACUCUCAAUUUGAUGCGCCAGAUGAAGCUUUCUUCGCACUACACCAUCGGACAGAUAUUUAAUGAAUUCUGUCAGCCUAAGUGCAGAACGUGCCCAAAUUUUGGGCCGUUUCUAUACAUUCCAACCAUGCAGAGAUGUUGCUACGAAUGCAACUUAUACAAGAGUUCGUACGGAUUGGGAUUUGUGAAGAAUAUCUGCUACUACUUUGGAAUUGAGGAAGAGGACCUGAACGAAGUCCAACUUGUCCACAAUAUUUGGCUUCAUGACCCCCCAGAUUGCAUGGCAAACAUCUCGCAGUGCAAGAACCUUGUAUCCAAGCUUUAUGGGCCGGAGGAGGCAGAGAUACUAGACGCAACUGUCCAUAGAAUUGAAGGAGAAGGUGUCUAUUUAUCUGAAGUUGAACCGACGCCAUACCAAUGA
Messenger RNA from Aspergillus costaricaensis CBS 115574, 807 nucleotides. RefSeq lists its product as uncharacterized. The transcript has a single exon. Lineage: Eukaryota; Fungi; Ascomycota; Eurotiomycetes; Eurotiales; Aspergillaceae. The record is from RefSeq and is a predicted model, not a curated record. Bases 1 to 807 code for a protein of 268 amino acids.